This is a messenger RNA of Suillus discolor, 1024 nucleotides long. RefSeq lists its product as uncharacterized. NCBI's taxonomy places the organism in Eukaryota, Fungi, Basidiomycota, Agaricomycetes, Boletales, Suillaceae. The transcript has 14 exons. The coding region runs from base 35 to 1024 and encodes 329 amino acids. The record is from RefSeq and is a predicted model, not a curated record.
GUCCGCCUCUCACCCACAUCCAUUCUCUCCCAAUAUGACCAUAAUCAUAAAUGAUCCCACUUGGUGGCCGGCCAUCCAUGCAUAUCGUUUUUCCAGCUAUUUUUCAGUUGCGGCAUCUGUUGUACUGACGUACGAUUGGGCACUUACAUUCGGACAAGAGGUCGAAUUGGUCUGGAAGCAACGCUGGUCCCUAAUGACAUUUCUGUAUCUCAGCGCAUGUGCGCUACCUUGGAAUCUUAUAUGCUACCCUGGGCGUCCUGAUUUAUGUUCCCACCAUCUCGCUGACAGAUACAGAGUGGGUGUGGUUCUUUCCCAACUUCUUGGUUCUCUAAUGACGGCCACACCAUAUUUCCACAGAUGCUUGAUUAUGUACGAGCUGUGGUAUUGGAUGACUGUCCUGGUAUUUGCAAUGCUGUGGGUCAUCAGCGUCACUCGGUUGUAUGCUAUGUAUCAAGGAUCCAGAAAGAUCCUGAUACUUCUCAUUGUCACCCUCCUGGUUGUCAACAUUUUCGAUGUAGUGGCAGGUGUACUGGAAAACCUACAAACUUCAGGGGAGGAAUUCAUUCUCUCCGGCACUUAUCAGUGCUCGAUCAACUAUGGGGAAGAUGUCUUACUUCUGAAUUCCAUUUCUUGGAUAGUCUCCAUUUCGUGGGAGGUCCUCGUACUGUCUCUCGCAGUUUGGAUUGCGGUAAAACACUUCCGUGAACUGCGACGACAUUCGGCAGGAGGGAUUAUCGGGGACUGUUUCACGGUAUUGAUGAAAACUCACGUGGUUUACUUUGCGAGCUGUGUUGCUGUUUCUUGCACUUGCAUCAUCCUUGAUUUCUCUCCAAUAUCCUCAAUGACUUUUAGUGGCUUCCUUCAGAUUUUGAUUGUUGUACAGAUGUUUGUGCUGGGACCACGACUGAUCCUUGGCCUUCGAGAAUUUAACGCUAAACUCGUGGCUGACUCCGACGCAGCAACCGGCAUGAUCUCAAUCGUUUUCCAAGAGCGUGUGUAUAUAUCGACUAGCAGUAGUGUGUAA